Messenger RNA from Blepharisma stoltei, 1020 nucleotides. NCBI's taxonomy places the organism in Eukaryota, Ciliophora, Heterotrichea, Heterotrichida, Blepharismidae. The record is from the annotation of a GenBank genome assembly.
AUGAGCUUCAAAAAUGACAACAUUCGCAUAGCUGGCAAAUACAGACUCGGUGGGAAAAUAGGUAGUGGCUCAUUCGGUGAAAUUUAUCUUGGUACCAAUGUUCAAACAAACGAAGAGGUAGCGAUUAAGCUUGAGCGUGCUGAUUCACGUCACCCUCAACUUCUUUAUGAAUCUAAACUAUAUCGCCUCUUACAAGGUGGUGUAGGGAUCCCAAACAUUCAUUGAUUUGGAGUAGAAGGUGAAUAUAACAUAAUGGUCUUAGAUCUACUCGGCCCUUCUCUAGAAGAUUUAUUUUCAAUGUGCAACCGUAGGUUUUCUUUAAAAACUGUUUUAAUGUUAGCAGAUCAGAUGGUUUCUCGAGUCGAAUUUUUCCAUGCUAAGAAUUUUUUGCAUAGAGACAUUAAGCCUGAUAACUUCCUAAUCGGACUUGGCAAAAGAGCAAACCAGAUUUUUAUCAUAGACUUUGGCUUAGCUAAGAAAUAUCGAGACCCAAAAACUCAGCAGCAUAUCCCAUAUAGAGAAGGCAAAAGUUUAACUGGCACUGCCAGAUAUGCAGCUGUUAACACCCAUCUCGGAAUUGAGCAGUCCCGCAGAGAUGAUAUCGAAGGACUUGGCUUUGUUUUUAUGUAUUUUCUAAGAGGAAGCCUGCCAUGGAUGGGUAUCCGAGCUCAUUCAAAAAAAGAAAAGUAUGACUUAAUAAUGCAAAGAAAGCUCGACACUAGAACUGAAGUUUUAUGCCAAGGAUUUCCUCAGGAAUUUACAACUUACAUGAAUUAUGCUAGAGGGCUCAGGUUUGAAGAAAGGCCUGACUAUGCUUACUUGAAGAGAAUGUUUAAGGACUUAUUUUUCAGAGAAAAUUAUCAAUAUGAUUUUAUUUAUGAUUGGACAAUUUUGAAUUUUGUAAAAAAUAUUUAGAAUAAAAACAGCAGAAAUGAAGAAAGAGCAAAAGCUGAAGAAGAGAAAGCACCUCAGCAGCAGCAAAUUGAAGAGCUUAGACCUCAGCAAAGGCGAAAUGUGUAA